Messenger RNA from Scleropages formosus (Asian bonytongue), 2837 nucleotides. Its product is annotated as serine/threonine-protein kinase pim-3-like. The record is from RefSeq and is a predicted model, not a curated record. Gene Ontology annotation, cellular component: cytoplasm. Gene Ontology annotation, molecular function: ATP binding; protein serine/threonine kinase activity. Gene Ontology annotation, biological process: negative regulation of apoptotic process; protein autophosphorylation; regulation of mitotic cell cycle. Lineage: Eukaryota; Metazoa; Chordata; Actinopteri; Osteoglossiformes; Osteoglossidae. The transcript is spliced from 6 exons. The coding region runs from base 636 to 1607 and encodes 323 amino acids.
UAUUUCACUAAUGACACGGCACGAAAACCCAGUCAGACAGCGAAUCCUUGAGCUUUCAGUGUUGUGAAAGUAGUGCGCGUGUUCAUAGUGAUAUCAUAUGUAACUGUUUCCCUGAGACCCUUCUGAGAUUGGUCUUAAGUUCCGAGCCUUCCAGGCGUACACUUCUGCGCGCUUCCUUUGCAGGACAGACGACCGUUGAGAAGGUCCCGUGAAGAAGGCGGCCAGCCGGCGAGGCGGAGGGAUACGUUGACUAGGGUGCGCGUUGAAGAGGCUGGAACGAGCCGGGAAAGAUCAGAGAACGCGCCUGGAGUUGCGCGGUGUGUUUUAGCGAUUUUCAGCAUCUUUGACGUUCACGUUGUUCCCCGACGCGACGGCUACUCUCUUAUUAAUACCGCGAGGGACCUAGGGUUUGCCCUGCAGACACUGACAUCUAGACUGGACUUUUUCGUUGUCACCUGGGGAUUUUUCCAGAGGUCUGGACUCUGCCUACUGGAUCUAUUCAGGUAGCGGGGCUGCUGCCUGAACCUCGCUUGCCGGAGCUCGACUGUGUGGACGCGCGGACUCGCACUGCAGCCCGCGCCGCCGCACUUCGCAGAGGUUAACGAGACGAGAGGACUCGGCUGCACAAACAUUUAAUGAUGUUACGGUCCAAGUUUGGGUCUUUCACUCACAUCUGCGGGCCGACGGGCAUGGACCACAUACCGAUGAAAAUACAGCUCCAGCCAGUGAAGCCGGAGAAGGAGCCUUUCGAGAAGCUCUACCAGGUGGGCUCGGUUCUGGGCAGCGGGGGCUUCGGUACCGUGUACGCGGGGAUCCGAGUGGCGGACGGGCUGCCGGUGGCCGUGAAGCAUGUGGCGAGGGGGAGAGUCACGGACUGGGGCUCCAUUAACGGCUCCUUGGUGCCUCUGGAGAUACUGCUUCUGAAGAAGGUGGGCACCUCCUUCCGCGGGGUCAUCAAGCUGCUCGACUGGUACGAGCGGCCCGACGGCUGGCUGCUGGUCAUGGAGAGGCCGGAGCCCGUGAAGGACCUGUUCGACUACAUCACGGAGAAGGGCGCGCUCGACGAGGACACGGCGCGCGGCUUUUUCCGCCAGGUGCUCGAGGCCGUGCGCCACUGCUACAGCUGCGGGGUCGUGCACCGCGACAUCAAGGACGAGAACGUGCUGGUGGACCUGCGCACGGGCGACCUCAAGCUCAUCGACUUCGGCUCGGGGGCGCUGCUCAAGGACACCGUGUACACGGACUUCGACGGUACACGGGUGUACAGUCCGCCUGAGUGGAUCCGGUACCACCGUUACCACGGGCGAUCAGCAACGGUGUGGUCGCUAGGUGUGCUGCUUUACGACAUGGUGUGCGGGGACAUCCCCUUUGAGCAGGAUGAGGAGAUCCUGCGUGGCCGCCUGUACUUCCGGAAACACGUUUCUGAAGAGUGCCAGCAGCUGAUCAAACGGUGCCUUUCCCUGAGGCCCUCAGAGAGGCCCACGCUGGAGCAGAUCCUAGAACACCCAUGGCUAUGCCCCACUGCAGGUUCUGAAGCCAAGGAGCACAACAUCCAGCUGAGCACCAUCGAGUCAAAAGUCUCCAGCUCCAGCAAGGAGAGCCUCUGACUGCUCUCAGUCUCCAGUUCCGGUGUGGGGCCACAGACUUUAGAUCUGCAGUCUUGUGAUGACGGGGCUGACACAGUUACUCCCUUCUCAAGGGAAUUAUAAUUUAUUAAUGUUCUUCCUUUUUAAAAAUUUUUGUAACAUGAAUGUUUCCUAAUGGGGAACACUUUCUGAUUAGGUGGUCUUACCAGCAUUUCAUUUUUUUGUUAGUAAUUUUUUUUUUUUUCUUCUUCUGAUCUGGCAACCCUCCUAUUCAGAUAUGCUGGCUGCUCUUAUAGAGCUUGGAUUUUUUUUUUAUGUUUUAAUUUUGAGUGCCUUUUUGAAAGCAGAUUUGUGGAGCUUUGCCUUUUAUUUAUUUGCCCUGUUGUGCGUCUGUUGCGUGUCAGUGUGACGCCCCUUUCUGCGGGGGGUUGCAUGGGGGGUCAAAUACUUGAAAACGCACACUCACUUAUGCUGUGUCUCAAAUCUCUGCUGCUCACUCACACUUCUGCCUGCACAGUAGGGCCAUUUGGGAUGGGUUCCCCUCUGGGUUUUUCUUUCCCAAAUGUGUUCGGAAAGUGUACUGAUCAGCACCCCCUGGUGGUGCCUGCAGCUAUAACUGUCCUCUUGUUUCUUGUUCCUUGGCCCCUCUCCCAUGUCACCUCUGACACUUAAUGUCUCUGGCUUGAGUCUGCCUGGACUUGGGUUCGAAAUGCACAAUCAAUGCAAUAUGACAACUUUUUUAUUUUUUAAAAUAAAGUAGUGUGUGUACAUUUCCUAUGUAUUUAUUUGUAUUAGAUAUUCUGUGGCUAUUUAUUUAUUUAUUUAGAAAAUUCCACUUACAAUCUCUAAAUGGUCUUUUGUUUGCAUUCCUAUAUAUACUUUUAUUUAUAAUUUUUUUACAUAUUUGUGUUAUAUAUACAAAAAUUCUCUUGCUAAUACUAAGAUGGCAGAUGCAUUGAAUGCUAAUGUCUUUGGAAAAUAAACACUGUAAUAAAGGAAGGUUUAUUGCAAUUAGAUGAGCAAUGAAUGUUUCGGUUCCCUCUGGUCAUUGAUUAUACGAUGCUGUAGAUGGUGAUAUCUGCAAUGUUUAAAAUAGUGCAAUUUGUGUAAAAGAGUUUGAACUGAAAUUUAUGAGGUUGUCUGUUAGCAUUGAUUUUAAAGGGAGUGGAUUUGUUAGUCAUAGAAUGCAGCCUAGUUUUGGAAAUACUUUAGUGUGAAAUGCAAUGAUGGACAGCUUAUUUUUUUAUACAA